AUGGCCAGCACCGAGGAAAAUUUCCAGGUCAAGCCGUUUGGAGGAGAAUUGACCUUUGGCGCCGAGAUUCACGGGCUCGAUCUCAAUAAUAUCACCGAUGCUGGUAUCGACAAGCUGCGGGAGUUACUCCAACAGCACCUACUUCUGGUGAUCAAAAAUCAGAAGGAUGAAACGCCAAGCAAGAAUUGGGAGCUCCUGCAGAAACUGGACCCCGGCGCGCCUGAGUUCACAGACGAGCAAUGGGCCAAGUUCUACAAUCCCGAGGGAAAGGGCAUCCUUGCCAAGCUAGGCUAUAGCACAAUCCCUGACGGCGGUCGUCUGUAUCUCAUGGGUAAGGGCUAUCAAGGUCAAGACCACUAUGGAUUGAAGGAUGUCACCUUGAGCGAAGCCUUUGCAGAUCUCUAUUACUCCAAGCCUCUGCCGAAAGAGGACUUUCAAAAAGGCAUCACUCGCUUUCAAUCAUGGCACAUGGAUGGCCCGCAAUAUGCUAUCAACCCGCCCCUGUUCACCUCAUUCCGCUGCAUCAAGUUCCCCAAGGGAGAGCAGACGGUAGAUUGGGCGGACGGUUCGGGUUUGACUAAGAAGGUCAAGCCUGGACGGACCGGUUUCUUCAGCACGGCUCAACUAUAUGACAUGCUCAGCGACGAGGAGAAGCAGAUUGUGGACCAUAGCUGGUGCGAAUACAUGUACUACCCCUACGAGUGGAUUCUGGGUUGCAGGGGUAACCCAAAUGGACUCAAUGUUGCCAAUGAGGGUAGAGAGGUGCCAGAUGCUGUUAUGGAGGCGAUGCCCAGGGAUCCGAAAGACCAGCACAUUUUACCUCUGGUCUGGAUGAAUUCUGUCACCGGAAAGAAGCAUCUGCAGGUACAGCCCAAUGUUGUGCGCCGCCUCUACAUCCGCAACAACGCAGAAGAAAAGCCCAGGGUCAUCGAAGACGUCAAGGAAGUCCGAGAGUUCCUAACCAAGCUACAAAUCCGGGUUGUUCGCCCAGAAAAUAUCUACGUUGGCCCGGAGGAAGAAGGUGACCAUCUUCUCUGGUACAACUGGGGCUUGAUGCACACAAAGAUCGACUACCCGGUCGAAUUUGGCCCUCGAACAGCUCAUCAAGGCUGGCUCCCCGCCACCAAGAAACCAUGUGGCCCUGUUCCUAUUCCAGUGUAG
This is a messenger RNA of Diaporthe batatas, 1161 nucleotides long. RefSeq lists its product as uncharacterized. The record is from RefSeq and is a predicted model, not a curated record. NCBI's taxonomy places the organism in Eukaryota, Fungi, Ascomycota, Sordariomycetes, Diaporthales, Diaporthaceae. Gene Ontology annotation, molecular function: oxidoreductase activity. The coding region runs from base 1 to 1161 and encodes 386 amino acids. The transcript has 5 exons.